Bipolaris sorokiniana ND90Pr is the source of this 539-nucleotide messenger RNA. RefSeq lists its product as uncharacterized. The transcript has a single exon. Bases 221 to 490 code for a protein of 89 amino acids. The record is from RefSeq and is a predicted model, not a curated record. Lineage: Eukaryota; Fungi; Ascomycota; Dothideomycetes; Pleosporales; Pleosporaceae.
GUGAGAGUUGGUUGCGGAUAGGGUGGUUGAGGGGGCAGUUGCAAGGAUACUAAAUGAGGAUUAGCGCCGACACGUGCAACCGUGCAUCGCGGAGUUCAGCUGCAAAACUUUCUGUCGUUACCUCUAGCAUCCUUCUACCUCCAUCCGCAACGCGACAACUGCAUUUCAACGAGUGUCAUCGCAUCGAUAUCAAUGUUUGUAUCGAUUGUAUUCUGACAGAAUGAGAGUACAGUUAGUAGACAAGUCUGCUGUUCAUCGCAGUCUGAUUCGCAUACGUGGAGGAGGUAAAUUUGAGUUAUGCUGUCCAGUUCCUCAAACGCGACCGCUCCAAUCAAACUCUCCCCCCUUCACUGAUGAACGCACGGCGACCUCAUCUCGAUCGCAGCUGUACCACGUACAUGCAGAUUCAGGAACCAAUUUGUCACGCUUGGUCGAACAGUCCUACCUUCGAUAUAAGCCCUCUAAGAAUGUUCCGAGAACGACACCGUGAACGUUUAAUUGACCUAGCUGCCUUAUCUUGAAUGGCUACUUGGGUCUCA